Messenger RNA from Molossus molossus (Pallas's mastiff bat), 1923 nucleotides. It is a transcript of the gene MAFG, whose product is annotated as MAF bZIP transcription factor G. NCBI's taxonomy places the organism in Eukaryota, Metazoa, Chordata, Mammalia, Chiroptera, Molossidae. Gene Ontology annotation, molecular function: DNA-binding transcription factor activity, RNA polymerase II-specific; RNA polymerase II cis-regulatory region sequence-specific DNA binding. Gene Ontology annotation, biological process: regulation of epidermal cell differentiation; regulation of transcription by RNA polymerase II. The transcript is spliced from 2 exons. Gene Ontology annotation, cellular component: nucleus. The coding region runs from base 335 to 913 and encodes 192 amino acids. The record is from RefSeq and is a predicted model, not a curated record.
CCCCUGGGGCUGUGUUGGCUGGCAGGAGUGAUGUGCUGAGUCAGCAUGACUCGCCAGGAACAGCCGCUCUGGGGCGCACACUGGGGUUAUUUUUAAAAGCUCUGGGCUUCCUUCUGGGCUGGCCCCUCCCGCACCCUUCUAAUCUCUCCCCCAGCCCCUUUUUUUGCCUCUGCCUCCCUCACACUCCUUCAAUUUCCCUUUCUUCCUUGGACCCUCCUGCCCUCCACCUGGUUUCCUAGGGGCCGGGUAGACAGGGAGCAGCCCAGCUCAGGAGAGGCAAGGCCUGAGGGCCGUCCGCGGGGCCAGAGUGCCUGCUUGCUGUGCCCCCCGGGUUAUGACGACCCCCAAUAAAGGAAACAAGGCCUUGAAGGUGAGCAGGCAGGGUGGGCACAUUUCGGGGCUGGGGUGGCACAGGGAUGGUGGCUGUUCAGCCAGUGACCUUGUGCACUGUGCCGCCCAGGUGAAGCGGGAGCCAGGUGAGAAUGGCACCAGCCUGACGGACGAAGAGCUGGUGACCAUGUCUGUGCGGGAGCUGAACCAGCACCUGCGGGGCCUGUCCAAGGAGGAGAUCGUCCAGCUAAAGCAGCGCCGGCGCACGCUCAAGAACCGUGGCUAUGCCGCCAGCUGCCGUGUGAAGCGGGUGACGCAGAAGGAGGAGCUGGAGAAGCAGAAGGCGGAGCUGCAGCAGGAGGUGGAGAAGCUGGCCUCAGAGAACGCCAGCAUGAAGCUGGAGCUGGACGCGCUGCGCUCCAAGUACGAGGCCCUGCAGAACUUCGCCAGGACCGUGGCUCGUGGCCCCGUGGCUCCGGCUCGGGGCCCCCUUGCUGCCAGCCUGGGGCCCCUUGUCCCCGGCAAGGUGGCUGCCACCAGUGUCAUCACAAUAGUAAAGUCCAAGACGGACGCCCGGUCGUAGGGACGCACGCUUGCCCAGGCGGGUCUGUGAGGGGCCACUAGGCACAUGGUGAAUUUGGCAGCCCUGUCCCCUUCUUCCUCCUCUCUUCCUCUCUUCCUCUCCUACCUCCUCCCUUCCCUGCAAAGCACAACCUGCACCCCAGGGGCGCCGGGCUGAGCCCCUUGAUCUCGUCGUUGUCAUCGUGUGUUUUGUACGUUGGGAUUGGUCAGUUCGGCGGUGACGUGGGGUCACACCUGCCCCCUUUGUACCAAGGCCAUGUGGGCUUGGAAUCCAGAAUUGGCCCUUUGGGAAUAGAUAGAAAGACCGAGCGAGCUGUGGGGCUUUUGAGGGUCCCUGAGCAGGGAGGGCAUCAGGGCAGGAUGGCUGCUUUCUCUCCCGAGUGGCCCACAGGCCCUGAAGUUGGGCUGGCACAGGGCCGGGUGGAUCACUUGCAGCUCAGCCAGCAGGCAUAGAUGGGCUCUGCCCCGAGGAGCAGGGUGUCCUUGAGGGCCCUCGACAGGCGGGCCACCGGCCUGGGUGCUGGGGGGAUGGGGUGUCGUGUGGCUGUGGGCCAGGGGCCUCCGUGCGCUCAACUGGCACAUUGCACUGAACAAGACCAAAUCACUGGUUGUGAGCGUACGUGAAGGGUGUGUCCAGUGUCCUGCAAUGGUCCCGUGUCACUGUUUACAUGACCUAUUUGUGUGGUUACAUAGCCCUUUAUUUAAAAGAGAGAAGUUCCUUUUACGAAGUUAUUAAAUUAUAUGUUUAAAAGCUAAAGAAAAAAAAGAGCUGCAGAGUAUUUAUAAAACUGUCUUUUUACAAAAAACAAGCAAGAACAUUUGACCAUAUAAAUGGAAAAGGGAAGAAAUUAUAAUAGAAACUUUGCUAGUUUAAAAAAAGAAAAAAAAAAAAGCCCUUUCUUGUAAACUUACAGACAAGUCUUUGUGGCUGUUGAAGUUUAGUUUUUAUAUACACAGAGUUAUCAGAUGUUAUUUAUAAAACUUAGUUUAAAAAAGACAAAAAAAAAAAAA